Molecule: messenger RNA, 1681 nt
Organism: Phanerochaete carnosa HHB-10118-sp
Lineage: Eukaryota; Fungi; Basidiomycota; Agaricomycetes; Polyporales; Phanerochaetaceae
Exons: 14
Coding region: 1-1626 (541 amino acids)
Molecular function (GO): oxidoreductase activity, acting on paired donors, with incorporation or reduction of molecular oxygen; monooxygenase activity; iron ion binding
Source: RefSeq, a predicted model, not a curated record
AUGUAUUCUCUCACCUUAUAUGCAUUCUGCCUUCUUUUGGGGUGGGCAUUCUGGAAGCUGUUCGGCCUGUACUUCGUGAAGAGCCCCCUUGACAACAUCCCGGGUCCUAAGCGCACUUCUCUAUUCAAAGGAAAUACACAGGAGAUUUUCAACCGUCAUGGCCUUGAUUACCUUCAAAAACUCGGCGAGCAGUAUGGACAGGUCGUCAGAUAUCAUGCACCCCUCGGUGCACGCGGACUAUACGUGUUUGAUCCCAAGGCCCUGAGCCACAUUGUCGUCAAAGACCAAAUCUAUGAAGAGCCUCGAUGGUUUUUAAGGUUCAACUUGAUUCUGUUUGGGCCGGGGCUGGUCUCAACGCUUGGCGACCACCACCGUAAACAGCGCAAGCUCCUGAACCCGGCAUUCUCGACCGACCACAUGAGGCACAUGACGCCCAUCUUUUACAAUAUCACCCACACUCUGCGCGACACCGUGGCGGCAAAAGUUCAAGACACGCCGACCGAGGUGAACGUGCUGCACUGGUUGUCGCGCGGUGCUCUUGAGAUCGUCGGGCAGGGCGGCCUCGGCUUCUCCUUUGAUGCGUUCUCGGUGGACAAGCGCAACGCCUACGCCGAGGCGUUGCAAGAGCUCCCGCGGACUAUAUUCGCGCUGCACUUCUGGCGUGUGCUCCUCCCGUAUGUGAGUCUGAUCGUGCCAGCGAGCAUCCGCCGCGCUGCCGCGCCGUACCUCCCACACGCAGCGAUGCAACGCCUACGCCAGAUAAUCGAGACCAUGGACGAGCAGUCGCGGCGCAUAUAUGAGACUAAGAAGAUUCUGCUUGAGAAGGGCGACGACGCAGUGACGCACCAGAUGAGUGAGGGCCGAGACAUCCUCAGCAUCUUGAUGAAGGCCAACAGAGAAGCAAACGAGGAGGACAGGUUGCCUGAGGACGAGCUUAUUGCGCAGAUGACGACGAUAGUCCUGGCCGCGACAGACACCACAUCGAACGCGCUCGGCCGCAUCUUUCAUAUGCUCUCCGAGCACGAGGAGAUCCAGGGCAAGCUGCGUGCUGAGCUCUUCGAAGCGGGGAGCGACGGAGAAGACAUCCCGUACGACCAACUGGUCGACCUGCCGUACCUCGAUGCGGUCUGUCGCGAGACGCUACGACUACACCCGCCAGCGUCGUUUAUAAACCGAGAGACGCGACGAGACUCCAUUCUGCCACUCUCGGAUCCCAUCGAAGGCGAAGACGGCUCGCUCAUUACCGAGAUCGCUGUGCCCAAAGACACGCCGCUCAUGAUCGCCAUCCGCUCAAGCAACAGGAACAAGGCGCUCUGGGGUGAUGACGCACUCGAGUUCAAGCCCGAACGAUGGCUGGCACCGCUUCCUGACGCGCUGAGCAAUGCGCACGUGCCUGGCAUCUAUGCUAACCAGAUGACUUUCCUAGGCGGCGGCAGAGCAUGCAUCGGCUUCAAAUUCUCCCAGCUCGAGAUGAAGGUCGUCCUAGCAGUCAUGCUGCGCUCCUUCAAGUUUCUGCCUGGUGGCAAGGAGGUGCAUUGGAACCUUGCCCCCGUCAGCUACCCGACGGCCGGAAAGGACAGCGCGAAGCCCGAGUUAUACCUCAAGUUAGAGCCGGUAAAGGUGUGAAUGCAGAACGGGCUCGCGUUCAGCGACGUGUGACAGAUUGUGUUAAGACAUCUCA